GCUUGCAUCGAUUGCAAUAAGUUCGGCAGUUUUAUUGUGAGGCUCGUGAGGAUCGCAUGUUCGAGAUAUUGGCAAUCAGAUCGAUUGAAUGAUUCGAUGAGUACUAUAGUUUUUCAUUCUGGCAACGUGAUAAUAUAAGGCAGACGCUGUGGAGCUGCAAAGAGAGAAAACACUUGAAUUCCUGCGAAUUUUGACAUUCGUUUUGCUGUUCUUAAUCAUAUCCCUAUAUCUAUAUCGUUUCGCAUUCUAAACGCCUAAGGAUUGGGCGUGUGAAGAAGCGAGACAGGUGAUCGGAGGCAGGAGGGAGGAGAAACUCGAGUUCUAGCGAGAAUAUGCCCAAAUUACCAGCAGUUGGCAUUGAUCUUGGUACAACAUAUUCGUGUGUCGGGGUCUUUCAGCAUGGCAAAGUUGAGAUCAUUGCCAACGAUCAGGGCAAUCGGACCACGCCCAGCUAUGUCGCCUUUACGGAGUCGGAGCGUCUUAUUGGCGAUGCGGCCAAAAACCAAGUGGCCAUGAAUCCGAAUAACACAAUUUUCGAUGCUAAACGUUUGAUUGGACGCAAAUACGAUGAUGCGACGGUGCAGAGCGAUCUUAAGCACUGGCCCUUUGAGGUCAUCUCGGAGAAUGGCAAGCCUCGGAUUCGUGUGGAGUUCAAGGGCGAGAAGAAGAGCUUCUACCCAGAGGAAGUCUCCUCGAUGGUGCUCACCAAAAUGAAGGAGACCGCCGAGGCAUAUCUGGGUGGCGUUGUCACCGAUGCCGUUGUCACGGUUCCCGCCUAUUUCAAUGACUCGCAGCGCCAGGCGACCAAAGAUGCGGGCGCCAUUGCCGGACUCAAUGUGCUGCGCAUCAUCAACGAACCGACAGCGGCAGCCAUUGCCUAUGGUCUGGACAAGCACGACAGCAGCAAGGGGGAGCGUAAUGUGCUCAUUUUUGAUUUGGGCGGCGGCACUUUCGAUGUCUCGGUGCUCACCAUUGAGGAUGGCAUCUUUGAGGUGAAGGCCACCGCCGGAGACACGCAUCUGGGCGGUGAAGACAUCGACAAUCGUAUGGUGAAUCAUUUUGUGCAGGAAUUCCAGCGAAAGCACAAGCGAGAUCUCACCCAGAACAAGCGGGCAGUGCGUCGUCUGCGCACCGCCUGUGAGCGUGCCAAGCGGACAUUGUCCUCAUCCACCCAAGCGACCAUCGAGAUUGAUUCACUGUUCGAGGGCAUUGACUUCUAUACGUCGGUGACGCGUGCUCGCUUCGAGGAGCUCAACGGGGAUCUCUUUCGCGGCACAAUGGAGCCGGUGGCGAAGGCGUUGCGUGAUGCCAAAAUGGACAAGGGUCAAAUCCAUGAUAUUGUGCUGGUUGGCGGCUCUACGAGAAUACCCAAGGUGCAGCGAUUGCUGCAGGACUUCUUCAACGGUAAGGAGCUGAACAAGUCCAUUAAUCCCGACGAGGCGGUGGCCUAUGGCGCUGCUGUUCAGGCUGCUAUUCUGCAUGGCGACACCUCGGAAGCUGUGCAGGAUCUGCUGCUGCUGGAUGUGACUCCACUGUCGCUGGGUAUUGAGACAGCUGGCGGGGUGAUGACAACGCUGAUCAAACGUAACUCCACCAUACCUACCAAGCAGACGCAGAUCUUUACCACGUAUGCUGACAAUCAGCCCGGUGUGCUCAUCCAGGUGUUUGAGGGUGAACGUGCCAUGACCAAGGAUAACAAUAUUUUGGGCAAGUUUGAGUUGUCCGCUAUUCCGCCGGCUCCGCGUGGCGUGCCCCAAAUCGAGGUAACCUUUGACAUCGAUGCGAAUGGCAUUUUGAAUGUGAGUGCAGCGGAGAAGUCAACAGGCAAGGUGAACAGGAUUACGAUCACCAAUGACAAGGGUCGUCUGUCGAAGGAGGACAUUGAACGCAUGGUCAACGAGGCGGAAUCGUAUCGCCAGGCGGAUGAACAGCAGCGUCAUCGCAUCGAUGCCAAGAAUCAAUUGGAAUCCUAUUGCUUUCACAUGCGUUCCAUGCUCGAUGACGAGCAGCUGCGCAGCCGCAUCAGCGACUCGGAUCGCAACACCAUUCUGCAGAAGUGCAACGAGACCAUCAACUGGUUAGAUAACAAUCAGCUGGCCGAGCAGCAAGAGUUCGAGCACAAACAGCAGGAACUGGAGGCUAUCUGCAAUCCCAUUGUGAACAGACUCUAUCAAAGUGCUGGCAUGUCAGCGCCCUCGGCUCCAAACGGCGCCAAUGGUGGCUCAGGAGCAGGCGGUGGCGGUGGUCCAACCAUCGAAGAGGUCGACUAGAUAUCGUCUUUGCUUCUACAAAAUUCUCAAGUUGUUAUUUUCAAUAAAA
Molecule: messenger RNA, 2319 nt
Organism: Drosophila sulfurigaster albostrigata
Lineage: Eukaryota; Metazoa; Arthropoda; Insecta; Diptera; Drosophilidae
Gene: Hsc70-1
Product: heat shock 70 kDa protein cognate 1
Biological process (GO): cellular response to unfolded protein; protein refolding; vesicle-mediated transport
Cellular component (GO): cytosol; cytoplasm; nucleus
Molecular function (GO): ATP binding; misfolded protein binding; heat shock protein binding
Source: RefSeq, a predicted model, not a curated record